Molecule: messenger RNA, 2250 nt
Organism: Protobothrops mucrosquamatus (brown spotted pit viper)
Lineage: Eukaryota; Metazoa; Chordata; Lepidosauria; Squamata; Viperidae
Product: dickkopf-related protein 3-like
Exons: 7
Coding region: 114-1043 (309 amino acids)
Biological process (GO): negative regulation of canonical Wnt signaling pathway; multicellular organism development
Cellular component (GO): extracellular region
Molecular function (GO): receptor antagonist activity; co-receptor binding
Source: RefSeq, a predicted model, not a curated record
AGGCGGGCCUAGGAGGAGCUAAGCGCGCGUUUUCCAGAUCCAGGAGCUGGUCGGAGGGCUAAAAGACCGGUUUCUUCUAGGCUGGCGGAGACUUAUUUGCAGCAGCUCUGAGGAUGUUUCUGCUUGGCUCGACAAGGCUGCUGUUCUUGCCGGCUCUUCUUGGCCUGGUUUUUUCAGCUCCUGCUUCAGAUAGUAAGAAAAAGGAGCAACCCCAGGAGAUAGUUCUAAGCUUUCCAAAGGAUGAAACUAGCCUGAAUGAAAUGCUCCAGGAAGUUGAGGAAUUGAUGGAGGACACUCAGUAUAAGCUGACCAAUGCAGUCAAAGAGAUGGAAGCAGAAGAAGACGGCUCUAAAAAGAUAAUGGGAAUUGAAUUUCAGAAGCUUCCUGCCAAUUACCAUAAUAAAUCCUACACAGAUACAAAAGUUGGAAAUAAAACUAUACAUAGACAUCAAGAAAUUGAUAAGGUAACGGAUAAUAAAACUGGAUCUACUAGCUACUCUGAAACUAUUAUUACAUCAAUACAAGAAGGCAGAAAGAGAAAUCAUGAGUGCAUAAUAGAUGAAGACUGUGAAAUUGGGAAAUACUGUGCAUUUUCUGAUUUGAUGUACAACUGUCACAUUUGCAAACCUCAACACGCAGCUGUUCAACUUAUCUCGACAGAUCUUCUGUUCCCCAUAUGCACCGCCUUCCCUGGUGAGAGAGAACCUUGCCAUAAUCCUUCAGAUGGGCUUCUCAACCUAAUUACUUGGGAGCUGGAACCAGAUGGAGCCCUUGAUCGUUGCCCAUGUGCUCAUGGGUUGAUUUGUCAGAAGCAGAGUCACAGUAGUGAAUCUCUUUGUGAAUUAUCGUUGAACAAGACCCAAAGUGAGGACAAAAACCAAUUACUAGCAGAUGAAUUAUCGCUUCUGGACUUUGUAACCCAAGAUAUUCCUGGUGAAUAUGAAGAGAGACUGAUCAAAGAAGUGCAGAAAGAACUGGAAGAUGAAGUGGCUGAUUCAGGGAAAUUAGCUAUGGCUAGUGACUUUUUUGGAGAGGAAAUAUAAGUCUAGCAAGUUAACUGAUCAUACGUGCACUACUAUUGGUGUUUCAAGAGUUAUCAUACACACACGGUAUACCUGGACUUCCUCUUUGCUGCAUAGAAAUGCAGUUAACUCCACUGCAUAGAUUCAUGAAAAUAGAUUACUCUUCUAAAGCUCAAGCUAAAUAUAAUGGGUAGAGAUCCCUACAUUUUAAGUACUGUUUUGAGCUGGUUAAGAAUUAGGGUUCAAUUUAAGACUGGUGGUUUGAGUUAUGUAUUUCUGGUAUAUAUAGCUCCUUUUAAAAAAAUCCAGCUAUUUUUUGCUUCUUAAAGUUCAACAAUACUGAAGGAUGCUAUGUACUUUGUGACUAGAACCUACAGGAGAUUGGUGUCUAGUAUAUGCAGAGCAUAUCAGGAGAGUCUGUUUGAAUUAGUUAUAUUGACUACACCUGGUGGAAGUGAUAGUGUAUGAGCUGCAGAUCUUGGUUUGGAAUGAACAUUUCCUGAACAUAUGCCUGAAAUAGGCUUUCGAUGAACAGGUACUGCAAUAAAGUUGAAACUCUCCUGUUGGCAAUAGAUGUGUAAAACAUGAGUUCAUGCUGUCUGUAUAUAUGUGUUGUAUAUACACACACAUACACAAAUAUAAAAAGUGUUCGAGAGUUUUAGGAUGUAUAACUUUUCCACAGUAUUCUCAAAUUUAAGUACAGCCCCAUGAAGGGGGAAAAUGCAAUUACAGUAGUUUCUUUUUUGGGGUGCGUGUGUCUGAAUACUGGAAGGUUAGAGCUCUUGAUUUUCUUUUAAAUAACCAUCUUACUAUACCAUAUAAAUCUGUUUUUAACUCUUACAUUUUUAGCAGCAUUGUCUAAUCCUUAAGAAUAUAUUGGAGUUCUGGUCAAAAUUUUGUUGGAGUGACAGUUUCAAACAUUGUAGGAAUGAAUGUGCAUACUGGCCUUCUCUACCACAUCUGUCUCUAUUCCCCAACCUUUGGUUGUUAUCUCAAAGGCCUCACUAUGAACUGUUCAUGUUUUCCCUGAAUAUAUAUAUACACAUGAAUUGGAAAAGAAAUUAAUCACAAACUGUUCAAAUCUUGUGCAGCACUGACAUCUGUGCAGAAUAAAUCUUCACAUACUCAAAAUACCUGUGACAUCCUUCCACAAUUGGCUGCAAGUAUUCAUGACAAUUUAAGAUCCACCAGCAAAGAAACAUUUGGAAGUCAAUUCAAAAGGCUUUUC